This is a messenger RNA of Notechis scutatus (mainland tiger snake), 1182 nucleotides long. The record is from RefSeq and is a predicted model, not a curated record. NCBI's taxonomy places the organism in Eukaryota, Metazoa, Chordata, Lepidosauria, Squamata, Elapidae.
UUUGUUGUUCAGGCUUAAUGAAGAGUCUAGAAGAAGAGACCAAGUUCAACACUUAUUUGGUCUCCGAGAAAUUUCCCAGAGAGCUGGAAACGAAGAAACAGUCCUUGCUUCUCCUGCAGAAAGUGGUGGCCGAGCCAGCCAUGGGCCAGUCGGAUCUCAACGAGUUGGAAACCAAAAUAAAGGAGGUCAAUGCCCAGAUCAACCAAUUAAUCGAGAAGAGGAUGAUGAAGUAUGAACCCGUCGAUAGCAAAUUUUCAAUGUACCGGCAACAGGCUUCCAUCAUCUCGCGGAAAAAAAACGCCAAGGCAGAGGAACUUCAGACCGCCAAGGAAGAGAUCAUCACCUUGGAAAGACAAAUGAUCCAGAAGUCGAGCCAGGCUCGGGAGCUGGAUGGGACAGAAGUCCUGAAAGGCGAUGAGUUCAAGCGGUACGUUAACAAACUCCGCAGCAAAAAUACCCUUUACAAGAAGAAGCGCCUGGAGAUAGCCGAGAUCACAGCCGAGUACGGCAUCCUGCAGCGGACGGAAGAGCUCCUGAAACAGCGGCACGAAGACAUCCAGCAGCAGUUGCAAGCCAUCGAAGACAAGAAAGGAAUCUCCGGCUACAGCUACACCCAGGAGGAGCUGGAGAGGGUGUCUGCCGUCAAGAGCGAAAUGGACGACAUGAAGGGCCGAACUUUGGACAACAUGUCUGACAUGGUGAAAAAACUGAACACCUUGGUAGCCGAUAAAAAGUCAAGCUUGGCCCCAAUCAUCAAAGACCUCAGGCAGCUGCGACAGAAGUGCCAGGAAUUAACCCAAGAAUGCGAAGAGAAGAAGUCCCAGUACGACAGUUGUGCCGCUGGUUUGGAAAGCAAGCGUUCGUCCCUGGAGCAGGAGGUGAAGAGCCUUCGGGAGGAGUGUUUACAGGAAGAAAGCAACUAUCACCAGGUCAACUGCAUGAAAAUGAUUUCCGAAGCACAGCUGCAGCGUGUCAAAGAGGAGGUGAAAAUGUAUGUUUCUUCGGAUCAACAGGAAAGAAAGAAGGCAGUCAGGUACAGAGGCCCCGGGAGUGGGCAUCUCUAUUAAAUCCAUAGUGGUUAGAUCAUCGGCAUUGACACAAUCCCCACCCGUCAAUUGCAAAAGGCAGCUUGACGCGUAACAGCUGACAUCCAGCAAGGAUACUGCGAACGCCCUCAAAACC